Messenger RNA from Biomphalaria glabrata, 5121 nucleotides. Its product is annotated as haloacid dehalogenase-like hydrolase domain-containing protein 2. Gene Ontology annotation, molecular function: phosphatase activity. Bases 1 to 735 code for a protein of 244 amino acids. The transcript is spliced from 8 exons. Lineage: Eukaryota; Metazoa; Mollusca; Gastropoda; Planorbidae. Gene Ontology annotation, biological process: dephosphorylation. The record is from RefSeq and is a predicted model, not a curated record.
AUGAGAAAACAAAUAAAUGUAUUUUUGUUCUUAAAGAGAAGACUUUCUGUCAGCAUGACUAAUCAGAUUAAAGCCAUUUUAAUUGAUCUAAGUGGAACCCUCCAUAUUGAAGAUGAUCCAACACCUAAUGCGCUAGAAGCCUUAGCUAGAUUGCAAGCUAGAAGUGAAAUCCAAAUAAAAUUUGUUACAAACACAACAAAAGAAAGUAAAUGCUUCCUUUUGAAUAGACUGACACAGAUUGGUUUUAAAGUUCAAGAAUCUGAAAUUUAUUCAUCAUUAUCUGCAGCUAGAAAACUUAUUGAUGAAAAACAACUGAGACCAUUUUUCUUAAUUGACAAAAGAGCUCUUGAAGAUUUUGAAGGUGUGCCAACCCAUGAUCCUAAUGCUGUAGUGGUUGGUCUAGCUCCAGAUGAAUUUCAUUAUGAGAAUAUGAACAAGGCCAUGAGGUUGCUUCAUAAUGGAGCUCAACUAAUAGCUAUACAUAAAGCCAGGUACUACAAGAGAAGUGAUGGCUUAGCACUGGGACCAGGACCAUUUGUUACAGCCUUGGAGUAUGCUUCUGAUUUAAAAGCUGAGAUUGUAGGCAAACCUUCUGCAGAUUUUUUCUUAUCUUCUAUAACUGAUAUCAGCUGUCAACCUUCACAAUGCAUCAUGAUUGGAGAUGAUGCUAAAGAUGACAUUGAAGGGGCUCAAUCUGUAGGAAUGAAAGGUAUUUUGGUUCAGACAGGGUACUGAAAAUGAAUGGUAUAAAGAUUUGUAAACCUGUCGGGUAUAUUUGAGUAUGACAACAAAUAGACAUGAAUAAAUUCAUUGUUUUACAAAACCUUAAAUGUCAUCAUGUAGAUUAUAGUUCUAAUCUAUAUUUCUAAAAAUGGGCUAGGUCAUUUUCAUGAAUUGUACAAACCCAAUUUUCUUAGUCCACAUAUUCAUAUUGUAUGAAAGUCUGAUAAUUUAUGGCUAAAAACAAAAUAGUGUGGCACAAAAUUAAUUUUAGACUCUUUCUUCAUUUUUUUUUUCAGUUGCUCUGUCUAAUGGCUUUCUCUGGACAUACCAUACAAUACUUGAAACAAUAAUCAUUCAAAACUUUGUUCAUUUAGUGAACAGUUACCAGUUGUUCCAUAUGUUCUAUUUAGACUAAGACAGCAACUAAUAAUAGUGAUCUUCAUUGGAAAUGUGAUUAAAUUAAACUUUCAUUUUAUAGGGUAGAAUCAGUCAAGAUACUUUAUUAGUUAGUUAUUACAAUUCUAGAGCUUGUGGAAGUAUGCAGCAAAUUCAAUAAUUUUUUUCAACGUUUUUUUUUUCCAUAUAUUAAUAACACAAUAUAGAAGGACUUAGAUAAUAAUGAACAAAUAGAUGCCAUUUUAGUAGGUUAUUGUAAGGCAUUUAUCCUCCAUAUCCACUUUGAAUGCCCCUCCCUAAUCCACCUUAGGCAGACCCUACUUCCACUACAGCCCAACAUAACCAACACCCUGUACGGCAGUGCUGAACAAUUGAAGAAAACAGCACACUUUUUUUCCUUGGCACAGUCUGCAAAAGAGCUCACAGCUCAGCAGCAAUAAAGCUGGCUAGAAGAAGAAGAAGAAGUAAGGCAUUUGAUCAAGUUCACCACCAUAGUGAUACAGAAUUUGGCACAAAGAUAUAGGCACAUUUCUUAUUGUAUAUGCUAGGACAAAUUCCUACUUGCGCUUCUUAUUCCCUAGUGUCAUUAGAGCAUAGAAUGGGUUGACUGAAUCAGUCAGGAAAACCAAUGACUUGGUAGAAUUUAAGUCUUUAAUUAACAUGCCCAAUUAUAUCAACAUAAGGAUACCUGUUGGAUGUAAUAAUAAUAAAAUCUUUAUUGUCCAUAUGGAAAUAUGUAAUUUAUCUUCUGUAAUUUAUAAGAUAAGAUAAUUUAUAAAUAAGCAUUAGAAACUACAAAUAUAGUUUUAUUUUGAGCUCUUUUUAUUGAAUGCUUCCAUUUAGGAUCCACGUUACUUUUCUGAAACAAAAGAAACAAUCUUUCAUUAAAAAAGAAACAAAAGUGAAUAUACAUCAUGCAUGUGCUAUGUUUAUUGUACUGUUACAAAUGAACUAGCUUCUGGCAGAGGGCACCAUGUGAACCCAGUGGUUGACAGGUCAGCUUGUGUUCUCUGGAAUGUACGUGUAUAAACAAGACAUCCUGUAGAUAGUUCAAGUUGGUCAAGUGAUCUUUCUAAAUUGAAAUGUGACAGAUGCUGUAUGGUUCUGCCAUAUACUAGAAGCUUGUUUAGACCUUAUCUAAGACAGAGAGAGAAUGUGCAAAACAGUUGUAAAGGUUGUCUACAGUGCGAGACAUUAGAAGAGAGAUGUGUAUGACUCAAUGCAAGUUAACUGGAGUGGAGUAGACUCGGUACAGUUGAGAAUAAAGUUGAGUACGACUUGGAACAGUUGAACUUCAGCAUGAUACAGUUGACAAGAGUAGAGUACUAAGAAGUGCAUUAAAAUGCAGUCAGUCAGGAUUGUUUGAUUGUUACAUAAGCUGAAUAUGUUAAUGAUACCUUUGAAAAAAGAGAUAUAUCACAAAAAAUAUAUAAAAUACUUUUCUACAAAAUAAUAAGUGAAAUUGCAUCCAUUAUUUUAAGUUAACUCUUUCUCUCCGUAAUUAUUUACCACAUUCUGGUGGAAUCAACAUUGGUAUCAUCAGUUAGGAGAGAAAGAGUUAACCAUAUUUUUGCAAUACCAUACAGGUCUGUUUUAUCAGUGGACCUUACCUUUUAGAGACUAAUUCGCAAUACACAAUUACUGAAGUUCCUCUCUUGGUCUUUCUAUUUUUAUGCGUUUGCUAUAUUGCAUGUUAGAAGAGUCCCCUUUGAUAUGAGUAAAGUUUUUAAAAAAGUUGCUUGAGUCUGAAUUUAAACUUGAGUCUCAAUGAUGGAAGGCCAACAUGUUUUGCCAUUGAGAUAUUCAAGUACUUAUAAAAAUAGAAGUCUAUUGCUAAUUUAAUAUUUUUACAAAUGACCUGAUUCUCUCCAAUAUUGUGAUCAUUGUCACAAGUAGCCUGUCAGUGAUUUAUACAUUUUCCAUACAAAACAAAAUUUAUUUUUUUUUAAUUACAUUCGACUUAUGGAUUACCUAAUUGGUUAAUUUUUUUUUUAUUGAUUCAUGUGUUGUCAUCGACAAUGAAUAAAUGUGCAAAACUUCAACUUGAUUAGAAAAUUGGAAAAGGGGAAAAUAACUUAAAAUAUUUUGAACUAACAAAUCAGAGUGACUUGAUACAAGUUUGGUAAAAAUAUUGAAUAAAUACCUUUCAAGAAGGUGCUUGUGUUCAAAAGCUGUGUAGCAGAUAGUCGAGAGUCUGGAUUAUGUUCUAAGGUCACUUUUAAAAAGUCUAUCAAACUUUUUGAGGCUGUAUCCGGAAGAGAAUACUCUGGGCGAUGUCCAGUUAUUAACUUGAACACAACCUGAUGGGGCUCUAGGUUCUGAAAAGGAGCUGAGCCAGUCACCAUCUGAACUAGUGUGCAUCCAACACUCCUGUAGAAAAACACAGACUAUCAAAGCAAGAAUCAAACAAACAAAGAGGAAUUUUAGACUGCAUACAGGUUCAGUUUAGGUGAAUAGGGUAAUUUAAAAACAAGACAAUCCAUAUUCCAUUCUAAAUUCUGCAAUGUUUUUAAAAUCAAAUGGCACAAACAAAUUAUUUGGCUUUCUAAAACAUUAAAUAGAAGUUAAAUUGAAAAAAAUUGAAAGACAAUUUGUAACUAUGUCCUAACCAGGAAUCAAGGGGGACACCACCAAUCAUUCACUGAAAUUUCAUUCACCAACAAAUUGUUCAUGACUAUUUGUUCAACCAAAAUUUUGUUAAUCCAACAAUUCAUUCAACUGACAUAUUGCUCACUGACAACUGGCUCAUAGACAAACUUGUUCACCAACAACUUAUUCACUGACAGGUUUAUGACAAAUCAUUCACUAACAAUUCAUUCACCAACAAAUUGUUCAGCGUCGAAUAGGUCACGGAUAGUAACAUAUUGUUAAAGUAGAAGAUGCGAUCUCACAACAAGCUUGCUGAACAAUUUAAAUGGACCAUCAUUUAACUAUUGACAACAUUUUUACUUUCACCCUAAAGGCUCUUUCUUACACUCAUGUCCAUCAUGUACUCUUAUAGCCCCAACCCUUUGUGCUUAUCAUUCUUCAUUGCGAUCAAGAUGUUAAAUUAACAUAUCUAAUAGCUAAUGCUCCACUGACAAGGAUUUCUCUGUGCUGUAAAGAAUUAAGCAAAGAAUCUGGAUCUGUUUAAAGAUUCUGCAAUGUUUGAGAUAUUCUUGGUUUGGAUCCCUCUGUUAUUUUUAAUCCUGGGUAGCUGCACUUCCUAACACUUUGUAUUCUUAUAAUUUCUGUUUCAGGAUUGUUCAUCACCAGUAGCUAAAAGUAAACAUUUUUUUAUUAGUUUUUCCUUACUUUUUUUAGUUAAUGGUUUGAAUGAAAUCUUUUUACCAUAUAUCCACUUUAUUGUUGUACUUAUUGUCUCCACUUUCAUUCAUGACUUCUUUAAUCAAUUCUGGUGCCAUCCAGUUGACUGUACCUACACAUCCAAUGUCACUGUCAUCUUUUAGUAAAGUUCUGGCUUGGGAAUCAUGUCGGAAAGUUUUAGAAACACUGAUGCCUCCAAGUUUAACACUGAUUUCACUUUCCAUUAAAAUGUGUUUGCCUUGACAUAAAAAACACAUCAUUUAUAUAGAGACUUUUAACUGUUAUCAAUAUAUUGACAAUGAUAGUACUAAAUUGAGUUAUUUUUUUACCUCGCUAGUGCAAAUUAUUUUUGAAUGUAAAGAAAAGUUGUCAUCUUGCAGAAAAUAAACACUGCCUCCAACGAAAUGUUUAAUGAAUUGAAGAAUUUGAUUUACCAGAGGAUAAUUUGAACAAUAGUACAAAAGCUAAAUGUUAUCUAUAUUUACAUUGCAUAACUUAUCUAGAUUUAUAUUGCAUAACUGUUCUACACAAUAGAAAAUAAAACUCUAGUAAAAUGAAUAAUAGUUAUAAUCCUAAGGGUUGCUACAGCUAAGAGUCACACGUAAUAAAUUGUGACAGCUAUGUAUAUUUUAUCUAGAAAUACAUACAAGUACAUAUUUAACUGAAAUUAAAGACAAUUCAGAAUUUAAAAAAAAA